This is a messenger RNA of Cucumis melo (muskmelon), 1763 nucleotides long. RefSeq names its product expansin-A1-like. The transcript is spliced from 3 exons. The record is from RefSeq and is a predicted model, not a curated record. Gene Ontology annotation, cellular component: extracellular region. The coding region runs from base 510 to 1268 and encodes 252 amino acids. Lineage: Eukaryota; Viridiplantae; Streptophyta; Magnoliopsida; Cucurbitales; Cucurbitaceae. Gene Ontology annotation, biological process: plant-type cell wall organization.
CAGAGUGUAACUGUCAUUAAAAGCGAAAAACAGAGCACUUUUUGGGUUUCUAAACGUUAUUAAAUUCUUAGAAGAUUAGAGAUUCCUUUUUAAGUCUUAACAACAAACUAUAUUUCUAGGGGGAAAAGCGAGACUCCUUCAACAAGAUUUCGUAAACCACGUGGUUUCAUCAAAAAGUUGUUAUUCCCCACCACAGUCAGCAACCGUAUGGACAUGGCAGUUUGUUGCCCCCACACGUCGGUUAUUUGUUGUGACCUUCCCUAAACUAAAAAGCAAACCAAUUCCCCAAAACAACCAUUUCUCACCUCUUCACUUUUCUCUAUAUAUCUCCCAACUUCCCCCUCCCUUCCCCUCACCAAUUCACCCCUUUCCCCCCCCCCCCCCCCCCCCCCCCCCCUUUUCUCUCUUAGACUCUGCCAACAGGUCCGUUCAUCUCUCCAAUUCCCAACAUUUUCAAAGUCGUUUUAGCUUUGUUUCCCUGAGACUUACUCUUUUUUUGUGCAGAUAAAAUGGCGUUUCUUGGACUUCUCUUGGUGGGUCUUCUUCUAUCUUUGGGAUGUGAUUCUGCUCCUACCAACCACAAUGGAGGUGGUUGGACUAGUGCCCACGCCACAUUCUACGGUGGGGGUGACGCCGCUGGUACAAUGGGAGGGGCUUGUGGCUAUGGAAAUCUGUACAGCCAGGGAUAUGGGACGAACACAGCAGCUCUGAGCACAGCUUUAUUCAACAAUGGACUGAGUUGUGGCGCUUGCUUUGAAAUCAAAUGUGUAAGUGACCCAAAAUGGUGUCUUCAAAAGUCCAUUGUGGUUACUGCCACAAACUUUUGUCCACCAAACAAUGCGCUCCCAAACAACGCCGGCGGCUGGUGUAACCCUCCCCAACACCAUUUCGAUCUCUCCCAACCCGUCUUCGAACAAAUCGCUCGUUUCAAAGCCGGCAUUGUCCCAGUGGCAUACAGAAGGGUAUCUUGUGAGAAGAAAGGAGGCAUUAGAUUCACAAUCAAUGGCCAUUCGUACUUCAAUUUAGUCCUUGUAACCAACGUCGGUGGAGGUGGGGAUGUUCAUGGUGUGUGGAUUAAAGGGUCGAAAACAGGGUGGGAAGCAAUGUCGAGGAAUUGGGGACAGAAUUGGCAGAGCAAUUCAUACCUGAAUGGACAAAGCUUAUCGUUCAAAGUGACCACCGGCGAUGGCCGAACAGUGAUAUCCAACAACGUAGCGCCAUCUGAGUGGAGCUUUGGUCAGACUUUUAGUGGGUCGCAAUUCCAAUGAACAAAAAAGGCAACAGCAAAACAGAACAGAACAGAACGGAGCAGAGUCAUUUUGUUCUUCAUUUUCUAGGGAGUUGUGUUGUGUUGGAGUGGGCACUGUUUUUAAUGUGUCCUCUUUCUCCUUUUUCUUUUUUAGUCCUUUUUUAGUUUGUGAGUUUGAAAAUGUGGAGUUGGGUUUGGUUUUGAGUUUGGUUUUGAGUUUGGUUUUGGGUUUGGGGUUCUGCUGUGUGUGUUUUUAAGGCAAUGGCAGAUGAAAAUUACUGGCAGCGGUAGGCAUUUGAUAUGACACCCGCCACUUUUGUCUCUUAGGUUAGUUUAGGACUUUAGGGUUUAUGAUGAAUGUUAAUGUUACCACGUCGGUUUUUAUAAUAUAAAGUUUAGUAGAGUAUUAAGUUGGUUUGUUGGGUUAAUUGUAUUUGUAAAAGAGGUUGGUGGCUCCAACCCCUUUUUUGAUAGUAUGUAUUAAGUAAGAAAUGUAUGGAAUUUGCUUUUAUGU